Molecule: messenger RNA, 711 nt
Organism: Penicillium vulpinum
Lineage: Eukaryota; Fungi; Ascomycota; Eurotiomycetes; Eurotiales; Aspergillaceae
Exons: 1
Coding region: 1-711 (236 amino acids)
Source: RefSeq, a predicted model, not a curated record
AUGGAAAAUGAACCCACAACCCCCAACUCCCCCCACAGCAUCAGCUGGCUCUCCGAACGAACGCUCUCAAUUUCCACCACAUCAACCACAACCCUAGCAGACCCUCUAACCCCAAUGAGCAUCUCCUCAAGCGUUUCAAGCGUAUGCCUAAGCGUCUCCUCAAGCAUAGACCUCACCGACUCCCCAUUCCCAAUCGAAUACCCCAAAAUCCCCUUCCACAAGAGUCCAAACUUCCACCCCCAUUUUUUGCCCCUCCUGCGUCACCUGUCCGCUAAACUAUGGCCCCUCGUCAAUAGCGAAACAGGCCUUCACCACCCGGACUUCCCACCAAAUAUGCUGGCCUACAACCUUCUGACCUCGGACCAGGUCAAUAACCUCGCCCGUAAUUUCCAUCAGGUCUACCCACCUGUUACCGCUACGUUUAAUUAUCCUGUUUAUAUUAAACCAUGGAUUGGAACGGAGGAAGAGGAGACUAUUGGUCUACCUACAAGGGUGAAAAGGAUGGGGAGAUUUUUUGGGCUUAGGGGGUGUGAGGAGGAGGACGUGGAUAUGGAUAUGGAUGAGGAUAUUGAACAAGAACAAGAAUAUGACCAUGGGAAUGAGGAGAUGAGUGAGAGUGAAGCUGAGGUAUUACGCCAGAUGGAGAUGGAGUGGCAGCAGGCAUUGCAGAGGGCAUAUACUGAGGAGUCGCAUCGGUGGAAUUUGAAGUGA